AUGUCAAAAACUUUCAAAAGAGUUUCAAAUGAGAGUAUCAUUAGUGAUAUAGACUUUAUAUUAUCAAUGAAAAAAAAACCUGCACCAGAUGCUAGUCGGAAGUAGCUGAAGGCUAAUAAGCCUGGGAAAAAUACUCUUCUGCUAAAUCUUGUCAAUAGAAAUAAUGAUGUGGUUAAAAUAAUAAGAGAUAAAAAUAAUUUAAAUAAUUAGAGAAAAAGAUUAGAAGAGUCUUUGAUAGUAUCUCGUCAGACUCUCAGAGAUAGAACUCCUUAAAAUCCACACUAUAACUAAAGAUCAUAGGAUGAAGAACCUUUGGAUUCAUUUAGGAUAAAAUUGUUGUAAUAAAGAAGUAAAAAAUAGAGGAAACCCUACAAUGUAUUAUACUCAAAUAGAUAACUGAUAGAUAAGGUGAGAACUCAAAUGCUGUAAGAUAAGCUUGAAGAUAAAGAAACAGAAGUUGCCUUUGAUGAUUCACGUAUCAAGCUAGAUAACAGAGAAAAAUUGAUGAUUAACAAAAAUUUCAAUGGAUUAUAAGAAUAUAAUUAGUUCAGGAGAUUAAACUUAAACUCAAGUGAAAGAAAUGAUAAGUUCAUGUGUGGAGCAAAAACAAACACUAAUAGUGCAAUUAAGAUGGCAGACUCAGCUAGAACCGAAAUUAUGGAAAGAGGAUAUCUGCCAGUUGUUAGAGAGAUUUCCUGCUAAAAUGAUUAAUCUAUCAAUAAUGAAUAUAGACACUAGUCACCACAAAGAAAUCAAUAAUAAUCACAAUACAUGGGGAUUUUUCCUAAUAGAAUUCAAUCUCAAAGUAAGUAAUCAUCUAAGCAGAAAAUACUUGAUAAAUAUGGAAGUCAUGGAGGCUCACCUGACUACACUAAAGAUCUUUAAAUUCACAUUACACCUUCUCACGAAGUUAAGUCUUACAACAUUGUCAACUUUAAAAUUCAAAAAGUCAACCCAUAUUAGAUAAUGGCUAAAAUCUUUGAUAAUAGGAGUGUAUUGACGAAUGCUUUUUCAAGUACCACCAGAUCUUCUGGUUUCAGUCUUGAUAACCCUGAUUUAGACACUAAAAUGAGACUUAAGACACAAUUUCAUGUAAAAAGGGAUCAAGAUUAUUACUCAUCGAUAUACGGCCCAAAUUAAUCAUUAAAGAGACCAGUCAGUUAAGUCAAAGACUUUAAGUAAUUCUGA
Molecule: messenger RNA, 1188 nt
Organism: Stylonychia lemnae
Lineage: Eukaryota; Ciliophora; Spirotrichea; Sporadotrichida; Oxytrichidae
Source: the annotation of a GenBank genome assembly